GACAACAUCAUCUCCCACCAUGGUCCGCUCAACAAUAAUAGUCCGCGCAACAGAUGCUUUGCCAAUGGCGGCAAGCGUGGAUGAUGAACAGACCGAGCAGGCUCUUCAGGAGCACAAGCAACAGUCGAAACUAAUUUUUCGACGCAUUACUCCCAACUCGGAACCGCGGUGUUCCAUCGAAAGUGGGCAGUACACGCUUCACUACCUCCUCGCGGAUAAUGUUGUGUACCUCACCAUUGCGGACAAAUCUUACCCGCGGAAACUUGCCUUCUCGUAUCUAGAAGAACUUUCAAAGGAGUUCUCCGUAUCUUACGGACCCAAAGUAGAGUCUGUGCGGAAACCUUAUGCCUUUGUCGGGUUUGAUACCUUCAUGUCCAAAACAGCACGGUUAUAUCAGGAUACACGCGCAGCUGAUACAGCUGGAUCAUCAAACUUGGACAACUUAAACAAUGAAUUGCAAGAUGUCACUCGAAUUAUGACCAAGAACAUGGAAGAGCUUUUGUGGAGGGGGGACUCGUUAGACAGAAUGUCGCAUCUGUCAACUUCUCUGCGUUCUGAAUCGGAAAAGUACCGCAAGGCAGCAAGAAACAUAAACAUCCAGGCGCUCAUACGACAAUAUGCACCAUUUGGUGCUGUGGCACUUAUUCUUAUCAUCAUGUUGUGGUGGCGGUUCUCAUGAACUGCAUUCGGACUCCUUCUGCGAAGAGUUGGACAUCUUUCAGCCAGGCAAAGUAAUCUAUUACCUUUUGCAAGACUUUUGUAAUAUUGUCUUCCAUUGGACCAGUAUGUCAUGUUUUCUGUUCCCAUCUGAAUCCUGGAAUCUACAGCAAGUGGCACCUCCUCGCCCCUUCGCAUUGCUGGUCAAGUACAAUAUUAGAACGGGUCGUAAUUGAUAUUGACGUCAACUCGCACGAUCUCCUCGUUCGUACCCUUCUUUACCGACAGUAAUAUUCUGACAUAGGCUGCUGAAAGUAUCGAAUAGUCUCGAUGAAUCACAUCAUGC
This is a messenger RNA of Suillus discolor, 1003 nucleotides long. Its product is annotated as Longin-like domain-containing protein. Gene Ontology annotation, cellular component: SNARE complex; Golgi membrane; endoplasmic reticulum membrane. The transcript is spliced from 5 exons. NCBI's taxonomy places the organism in Eukaryota, Fungi, Basidiomycota, Agaricomycetes, Boletales, Suillaceae. Gene Ontology annotation, biological process: endoplasmic reticulum to Golgi vesicle-mediated transport; retrograde vesicle-mediated transport, Golgi to endoplasmic reticulum; vesicle fusion with Golgi apparatus. The record is from RefSeq and is a predicted model, not a curated record. Bases 20 to 679 code for a protein of 219 amino acids. Gene Ontology annotation, molecular function: SNAP receptor activity.